Molecule: messenger RNA, 2412 nt
Organism: Papilio polytes (common Mormon)
Lineage: Eukaryota; Metazoa; Arthropoda; Insecta; Lepidoptera; Papilionidae
Exons: 8
Coding region: 199-1839 (546 amino acids)
Source: RefSeq, a predicted model, not a curated record
AUUCAAAGUUGUGUGGUCGUUCAGUUGUGUUCGAGUCGCCCUGCUGCACGUUACUACGUUUUACGUCUACGAAGCCGUCGCCGCAUUUGUGACAACUUUUUGUAUUGCAGAAAUACCAUCGACCAUCACAAUACCCGCUGCCCAGUGCCAAACAAUAAAUUUUUUUAUCACCAAGGAAACUUGUAAUAAAUAAUCAAGAUGCUCGCAAACUCCGCAAUGGAAAUGCAAGUUGAGGAGACUCCGUUGGCUUUGCGACGCCUGUGGAACCUGACCCGCGCUCGCUUAGCCGGCACUACCACUGCGAUUGAUGAACCGGAAUUAGUGGACAACUUUACUUAUGCCCAGGAGCCCGAGGAAAGACCGAAGGCUUUGACAUCAGCGCCGAGCGACUAUGAAAGUGAUGGUGAAGAGGCUUUUUCAGAGUUGGAUGUGCCGGAGAUUCCGGAGGUUCCAUGCAAAGGUUAUUGGAAAUCAAGCGUGUACGACAAAGAGGUUAUAUUGGACGCGAGCACCCUCGGCGAUGUGCCCGCCGUGUACCGUGUCCCGCAACCCGCCCCCCAUCAAAUGCCCGUCAUCGGAGUUUACAUUGACCCUAGAGUCAGAACCGGAUUCAGAUAUAAAAUUAGACCCAUGCAGGCUUUGGACGCACCACCUCUAUCAGUGAAGCCGAGGUACUUGUUUGACGGCAAGGCUCUGACGCUGCAAUCGAUUGGCCGCGGCUUCGCUCGCCGGCUGACAUUUGAGCCGAGCGAUUCCACUCUAAACGACAACACCAACUACUUCUGGUCGGACUCUAGACCCGAGGGAUUCCUGUUUGAGAUCGAAGCCGUGUCCGUCGGUGACAAGUUCACAAUUUAUGAUGCUAACCAUGAACCACAAGGCAUAUUAGAAGUUGUUCAGCAACAGAAGAAUCAAAUCGAAGUAAACCAGCUGAUAGGUGCAGAUGGCACGAUCGAGAAGAAAGUGAAGAUCAACACACUUUGCAAAGUAGAAUGGUAUGAGAACGAUGGCGCUACUAAAUUAGUACCCGUUACUGGAGUUGCUCUGCUGAAAAAAGGCCGUGGAAAUGCCACAGUUGUGAGAGUUAUCAAUGUUGCUAUCGGAAUCAAACAAUUGAAGAAAGGUUACGAACUAAAGCCCGGCGUUCAAUCUUCAUCAAGAAGAAUUAAAGUCAAUGGAGCUGACAUUAAAGAUAUUCCUUGCCAAUACAGCAUGGUGGGGUUGGAAAGAUACGAACUUCCAGUAAUUGGAACCUAUGUUGAUCCCCGUAUUAUUCCUGGAUUUUCGUACCGCGUGCGUCCUGCGAACAGUCGUCGCCAUCUGUUUGAAGGUCGGAGCUUAAUGCUGCAGUCCAUUGGAAUGGGAUACGGCAAACGUAUCACCUUCAAACCCGAUACUCUGAACGCACCGGAGAAUUACUUUUGGUCGGACUCUCAACCCGAGGGUAUCGGCAUGGAGCCUCGCGCCGUACACCCCGAUAUGAAGUUCUCUAUUACAGGAAAUGGGGGUCUUCUUGGCGAAGCGAGCGUAUUCCGGGCUGAUCUGCCUCAAAUAGAAAAGAAGACUGAAUAUGUAGACGUGCCGGGUAAGCGUGGAAAGGCGGUGGAGAAAUAUAUCCAAGUGGACGUGACAUGCCACGUGAAACUGGCCACCACUGGAGGAGGAUCGGUGGACUCCGAGGUGCAUCUAAUGAAGGUGUCGGGAACGGCGCUCGUGCGCAAGGACCCGGGGCAGCAGGCAGCCAAGCUGGUCAAGGUGUUCAACGUUGGUUUGGACUCGCAAUUGAACCUGCUGUUCGCACACUCACAGACAGAGCUAACCUUCCACCCCAUCCCUUAAGCAGUCACGAGAACCGAAUGGUAUUGCAAUACAUGAGAAAGUGCAAGUUGCGCUUCUCGAAUUGUAUUGUGAUAUCAAAACAACCCAACUGGCGCGACUUAGGUUUCGUCAAUUCAAACUGGUUUGGUCACGAGUUUGCAACCGAAAGGAGGUCAUUAAUUGUACCUUUUGCUGUUGGCAAUUCGGUUGUAGAUUCGUUGUCGCAGCGAAAGCGAAGAUAAUGAGCUAAAUAACAUCAAAAUGCUCUUCUCAAGUUCGGUAUUAGGCUUUCGCUGGCAAUGAUUGCCAUAACAUCUCUGGUUCCUUAUCAUUCUCUAUAACAUUUGUUGAUAAUUUCUUAACAUAUGACAGUUAUCAACAAUCUUAAGAAGGAUGAGAUUUUCAAUUUUCAGUUAUUGUUUGUUUUAAUUACAACUUUGUUAUUGCGGAGAGAGUAGAAAAGACUAGUAACUAUGAGCAAAAGACACGUCAAAAUUCAAACUUCACACUUUAUGUAUACUCAUAUGUAACUUAAACUGGUGAUCAUUAUUAUAAAAUAUGUUUUCCUUUCAAUAAAAUUAAUUCAAAUACAAA